AUGGAUGGCGACGUCGUGGCCCAGUUCUCCGAAAUCACCGGGUCGACUCCGGAGCUGGCGACCCAAUAUCUGCAGCUAACAGAGUUCAAUAUUGAACAAGCGAUGCAGCUUUUUUUUGAAAAUGAUGGAGCACCACUUACACGCGAACCAGUUUCCACGACAUCCACCUCGAACAUACCCGCUCACUCUGGCUAUGAAGAUGCUUCCGGGGUAGUGCACAUCGAUUCUGACGACGACACCCAAACUGCGAAUCGGGGUGGAGCGUUAGAUGCGUCAACGUUCGAAGACGAUGCGGCCAUGGCACGCCGCCUACAAGAAGAAAUGUACGGCGGACAGACUGCACCUGAACCUGAUGAAGUGCGUGCACCGAUGGCCCGCACCACUGAAACCCUUGUUGGACCAGAGGCGGAUUUCGGCGGAGAUAUGCACGAGAACAUAUUAAGCCAACUUCGUACACGCCAACGACGAGGCAACCGCCCUGGCAUCUUCAACCAACAAGAUACGUCAUCAAUAUGGACCGGCGACGACGAGCAAGAGGAGGUACAUCGUGAAAGGCUGGCGGAAGCAACGGGGGGCGCCUCCGAAUCUUCCUCUAAAUCAAAUCUACUCGCGGAGAUGUAUCGUCCCCCUUUCGAGAUUAUGUCAAGGCUGCCUUGGGAUCUCGCUCGUGAAGAAGGCCGAGAGCAUGAGAAGUGGAUUCUAGUGAACAUUCAGGACCCGUCCGUCUUUGACUGCCAGCUGUUGAAUAGGGACUUGUGGAAAAAUGCUAGCAUCAAGGAGACCAUCCAAGAGCAUUUCAUAUUUCUGCAGUACACCAAGGAUGACCCUCGUGCUGGGCCGUAUAUCCAAUACUAUUUCCAGGCUAGUGAUGUUUCUGAUAACUAUCCACACAUCGCCAUUAUUGAUCCUCGCACUGGCGAGCAAAUGAAGGUAUGGUCAGGGCCGCCAGUGGUGAAGGCUGCGGACUUUUUGAUGCAACUACACGAGUUCCUUGACCGCUACAGCUUGAAUCACAAGGUCCGAAACCCUGUGGCGAAACGGAAACCAGAAACAAAGGAGAAGAGCAUCGAUGCUAUGACAGAAGAAGAGAUGCUGGAACUAGCAAUGAAAAACAGUCUCGGGGCGGAGGCUGCGCAGGCAAAGAAACUGGAAGACCCGGAUGACCUAACCCGGAGCUCUGGCGACAUCAAAGGCAAAGGUAAAGCAGUCGAUGAUGAGGAUGUUGAUAUGGAUGAGGCAGAUGAGGACGGGCCGGCGAAGUCUGCAUUUUCAUCUAUUCCGGGCGACCGACCACAUGUCGAGCCCCCUGCCGACCCCGCGACAACGACACGCAUCCAAUUCCGUCAUCCUACUGGAAGGGUCAUUCGGCGCUUUGCGUUGGACGAUCCGGUUAGAAGAAUCUAUGAAUGGUUGAAAGCUGAACCUGUAUUGCCGGACAAAACUGGGUUUGAGUUCGAACUCAAUUCCAUGGGUCGCAAUUUGAUCGAUGUUCUAGAUGAGCGCGUGGGGGAUGCUGGCCUCAAGAACGGAACGGUCAUGAUAGGGUAUAUUGAGGAUUAA
This is a messenger RNA of Aspergillus puulaauensis, 1560 nucleotides long. RefSeq names its product DNA-protein crosslink repair co-factor UBX5. The transcript has 2 exons. Gene Ontology annotation, molecular function: ubiquitin binding. The record is from RefSeq and is a predicted model, not a curated record. Gene Ontology annotation, cellular component: nucleus. The coding region runs from base 1 to 1560 and encodes 519 amino acids. Gene Ontology annotation, biological process: proteasome-mediated ubiquitin-dependent protein catabolic process. NCBI's taxonomy places the organism in Eukaryota, Fungi, Ascomycota, Eurotiomycetes, Eurotiales, Aspergillaceae.